GACACCCACGGGAGAAGGGGCAUCGCCCGUGGCCGUGGCCGUGGCAGGGCUGGGCCCGCGGUGGAUGGCAGCAGGCUGCGUGCGGGCUGCCAUGGCUCUGGGGCUCUCCAACAAGAAAGCUUCCUCCAGGAACAUCGCCGUGGAGAGGAAAAACCUCAUCACCGUCUGCAGGUUCUCGGUGAAGACCCUGCUGGAGAAGUACACAGCAGACCCCAUCGACGACUCCUCCGAGGAGUUCGUUAAUUUCGCUGCCAUCCUCGAGCAGAUCCUCAGCCACCGCUUUAAAGGCCCUGUCAGCUGGUUCAGCUCGGAUGGGCAGCGAGGGUUUUGGGACUACAUCCGCCUGGCCUGCAGCAAGGUCCCCAACAACUGCGUCAGCAGCAUCGAGAACAUGGAGAACAUCAGCACCUCCAGGGCCAAGGGCCGGGCCUGGAUCCGUGUGGCGCUGAUGGAGAAGCGAAUGUCCGAGUACAUCACCGCAGCCCUGCAGGACAGCAGGACCACCAGGCGGUUUUAUGACGACGGAGCCAUCAUGCUGCGGGACGAGUCCUCGGUGCUCACCGGGAUGCUCAUUGGGCUCAGCGCCAUUGACUUCAGCUUCUGCCUGAAGGGGGAGGUGAUGGACGGCAAAACCCCGGUGGUCAUCGACUACACGCCCUACCUGAAGUUCACGCAGAGCUACGACUACCUGAGUGAGGAGGAGGAGCGGGGCAGCGUGGAGAGCAGCACGAGCGAGGACAGCUCCCCCGAGCACCCCUACCUGCCCCUGGUCACUGAUGAGGACAGUUGGUACAACAAGUGGCGCAAGAUGGAGCAGAAGUUUCGCAUCGUCUAUGCCCAAAAGGGCUACCUGGAGGAGCUGGUGAGGCUGCGGGAGUCCCAGCUGAAGGACCUGGAGGCGGAGAACAAGCGGCUGAAGCUGCGUCUGGAGGAGGUGAUGGUGCAGAACCAGCUGGAGAAGAGGGAGCUGGAGGGUGUCAUCCUGGAGCUGCAGGAGCAGCUGACGGGGCUGAUCCCUUGUGAGAACCCACAGCUGACCCAGCUCUCCAAGGAGAUGGUGACCCCCCUGGUGAACCAGUGGCCCUCACUGGGGACCCUCAAUGGCAACGAGAGUGGCUCGGACGGCAAACUCUACAGGAGGCACAGCUUCGUGAGCACCGACCAGCUCUCGGCCGAGAACAGCCUCAGCUCCGACUCCCAGCGCCUGGGCGAGGGCAAACGCGAAGGGGAGCCCUGGGGGCCCCUGGGGAAGGACCCCACGCCCUCCAUGCUGGGGCUCUGCGGCUCCCUGGCCUCCCUGCCCAGCUGCAAGUCCCUGGCCAGCCUCAAGUCCAACGAGUGCCUGGUGAGCGACAGCACGGAAGCCAGCCCGACCCGCAGCCCCAGCUGAGACCCCCGGCCCCCUCGCCGCCCCCCGGCCCGGGCCCCCGGCCCAGCGCCGCGGCAAAGGACUGACCUCGUGUCCCUCCCACCUCUCGCCAUCCUGGGACCGACGAGGGACUUGCUGAACCCACCGGGGAGGCUGGGGUCAGGCAUCCCCCUCCCCAUCUUGCCAUCCUGCCCUCGCUGCAUCUUGGACCCCCAGCCCGGUCCCUGGCUGGAGACAUGGACCUGUUGGGAUGGGGGAUGCUGGACUGGGACCUAUGUGAGCUAGGGAUGGGGUGGGAGGGGUGAACUGUGCUCGGGGGUGACACACACUGGGAGCAAAUGCUGCUGGGGAAGCAAGGUGUGGGGGUUCAGAGCCAAAGCCCCUCCAGGGCUAAGGGUCUGGGCACAGUCCUGGUGUCCUUCCUGCUCAGCCAUGGGCAUAGCCCUUGGGCUUUGCUGUACCCAGCUCCCCCCAGGGGCUGCAGUGGGGCUGGCCUGUCCCUCUCUUUUGGGACCAGCUGUAGCAGCAUAGCCAAGACAGGGACAGACCCCCCACACACACCUCCCUCCUCCUUCCCUGGGUUUUGGGUAAUUUUGGUUUUUACUUCAGCCCCAUCUGCCUUGUUGGAGCAAAAGAAAUCAAUAAACACAGCA
This is a messenger RNA of Dryobates pubescens (Downy woodpecker), 2022 nucleotides long. It is a transcript of the gene RUNDC3A, whose product is annotated as RUN domain containing 3A. NCBI's taxonomy places the organism in Eukaryota, Metazoa, Chordata, Aves, Piciformes, Picidae. The transcript has 11 exons. The record is from RefSeq and is a predicted model, not a curated record. Gene Ontology annotation, cellular component: cytosol. The coding region runs from base 65 to 1390 and encodes 441 amino acids.